Molecule: messenger RNA, 1902 nt
Organism: Malaya genurostris
Lineage: Eukaryota; Metazoa; Arthropoda; Insecta; Diptera; Culicidae
Product: N-acylneuraminate-9-phosphatase
Exons: 3
Coding region: 188-1264 (358 amino acids)
Molecular function (GO): hydrolase activity
Source: RefSeq, a predicted model, not a curated record
GAUCUUCCCGAACAAGAAAAUUAUUUUUUGCUCAUUGCUCGUUUGUGCUCGCGUGUACAAAGUCGUGAAUUUGUAUUGCUCCCAAAGGAUCACUCCAAGGGAUUUGCUGCUAAAUCAGUCAAACGAAAAAUUAAAACAGUGGAAGCGAUAACUUUGACGACGUCGGUAGAAAAUACCCCGAAACGUAAUGGAAAAUUUUGGAAGAAACUACUUCGGUCAGUGUGUUGAUGUUCCAGCUGAAAAGAUCCAACGCAGACAGAGCGAGGAAAAACUGGGUUUCUUUUUGAGCUCAAAACAGGAGCUCCAGGGAGAUGAUGGUCAGCAGCAGCAGCGUUGCGAUAAACCGAUAACGACGAUCUUUUUCGAUAUGGACAAUACUCUGAUUCCGACGCGGAAAGGUGAUGCAAAAGCUAGCAGCAAGGUGGCCGAUUAUCUGUUUAGCGAGCACGGCCUGCCACGGGACCAUGCCGGUGAAAUAUGCACGACCUACCUGACGGCGUUCCGUCGCUGCCCGGACAACCCGGACAUGCCGCUGGCCCAGUGGCGCACCCAACUGUGGAUGGAUGUUCUUCCCACCGGUUACAAACAUCUGGCACAGGAGCUGUACGCACGAUGGCUGGAGUAUCGCACCCGUUAUCUCACCCCCGGCGCGGAAGUUAUCAGCAUGCUCAAAUCCCUUCGUCGGCACUAUCUGCUGGGAAUCAUCUCGAAUGGGCCUUCGGCGGCCCAGUGGGAGAAGAUCGACAGGUUGUCUCUGAAUCGUUAUUUCGAUUGUAUUCUCGUUUCCGCAGAUCUGCCGUGGGCCAAACCGGAGCGGAACAUUUUCUACGCCGCCUGCCAUUAUCUGGGAGUGCGGCCGGAUGAAUGUGCCAUGAUCGGUGACAAGCUGGAAACUGACGUUCAGGGUGGUAUCGAGUCGAAAAUGGGCGCUACAAUCUGGCUACCGCUACCAAAGGAUCUACAGCUGGGACACGACAAAACUCUGGCCGAUCUAGAUGACCACAUUCGACCGGAUUUCGUAGUGGAAAGUUUGCUGGAUUUACCUUCUGUGCUCCCACCGGUACCGCCGGCAGUUCUGCGCAGACGUACACCACAUCUACAGCAAAAGCGUCCAUUGGACGAAAGAAGAGGCUCCGGAUCGUUUGUACAAAAGACAACUCGCAACCGUGACGCUAGCUACAAUCGUUUCCUGCCAGAUGUUCCGGAUCUUUUCAGCUCUAGCAGUAACUCGUGCGACAGCAACGGUAGCAUGGACAGUAAUUAGGCUGUGUAGAGUAGGGCUAAAGUAUAGAGAAGUAGUAGCAAAGCUCUCUUUAGAUGAGGAUGUCGACGUUUGUUUGUAGGAUUGAAUUGUUAGGGCACACUGGGAUGAUUCGAAAUGAUGAAUUCUGGCUAAAAGUUUGUAGAACAGAAGCCGUCGAAUUGAUGAUAACCAUGGGUCCAACUGUUCAAUCACAGUUUCUAAUUUAGUCGCAUCUUAGCGGUGUAAUUCGUAGGCAUAGAUAUCAACAGCUUGCCUCUAGACUUAGGGAAAAAAAAAGUUAGAAAAAUAGUCGGCACCGGAACAACAACAUAAACAACAUCAUUACAACUAAACUAAGACGGACUUCCCUUCUCGAAUUGAGUAUCGAAGUACCUGAGAUUAUGUGGUAAACUAUGCAGUGAGAGAAUACUAUACUGUACUUAUUUUGUACACUUUUGCAAAACCAUCUUCCAACCUUACAUAAGAACAGAUUCUGGCUGGCCAGAAACGUAUUUUGCUCGUACACAAAACAUUGAUGUAAUUUGAAUAAAAUCGAACAAAAAAAGGAAUUAUAGCUACAGGUAGAAAUUCACUACACAAAAGCGGACGAAAUACAACACUGGAAACACAACACGCUGCAGUUAGAAGCUUUCACCAAA